GGGCGAGGAAGGGGACUGCUGGCCCCGCCCUCAGUCCCUUUGGUAGGCUGCGCUUCCUCCUCUGAGGGAGCGGUUGCCUCGCUGCGGCCGCCACCUGGACUUUCUUCAGGCUCCAGCUAUAUCUGCCAACCACGAGGAGACCAGGGAGGAAAAGCGGAGCCGAGAAGCCCGUACCCCUCACCUUCCACGCCGUUUUCCGCCCGAGAUCGGCCAGGCAGGGAUGGGCGACAAGAUUUGGCUGCCCUUCCCCGUGCUCCUCCCGGCCGCUCUGUCCCUAGUGCUGCUGCCGGGGGCGGCCGGCUUCACCCCCUCCUUGGACAGUGACUUCACCUUUACCCUUCCGGCCGGCCAGAAGGAAUGUUUUUACCAGCCCAUGCCCCUGAAGGCCUCGCUGGAGAUCGAGUACCAAGUUUUAGAUGGAGCAGGAUUAGAUAUUGAUUUCCAUCUUGCCUCUCCAGAAGGCAAAACCUUAGUUUUUGAACAAAGAAAAUCAGAUGGAGUUCACACUAUAGAGACUGAAGUUGGUGACUACAUGUUCUGCUUUGAUAAUACAUUCAGCACCAUUUCUGAGAAGGUGAUUUUCUUUGAAUUAAUCCUGGAUAAUAUGGGAGAACAAGCACAAGAACAGGAAGACUGGAAGAAAUAUAUUACUGGCACAGAUAUGUUGGAUAUGAAACUAGAAGACAUCCUGGAAUCCAUCAACAGCAUCAAAUCCAGACUAAGCAAAAGUGGUCAUAUCCAAACUCUGCUUAGGGCAUUUGAAGCUCGUGAUCGAAACAUACAAGAAAGCAACUUUGAUAGAGUCAAUUUCUGGUCUAUGGUUAAUUUAGUGGUCAUGGUGGUGGUGUCAGCCAUUCAAGUUUAUAUGCUGAAGAGUCUAUUUGAAGAUAAGAGGAAAAGUAGAACUUAAACUCCAAACUAGAAUACUUAACAUUGAAGUAAGAGGCAGAAAAAGGCAAUAAACUGUUACAGUCAGGACCAUUAAUAGUCUUUUCCAAAAUGUUUCCAGGCAUUAUCAUAAGUGUGAAACAGGUAUAAUUUUAAUGUGAAAGGAAAGUCUUCACUCUGUGCAAGUAAUAUUAUUGAUCCUGAUGUACUUAAGUAAAUAACAGGAAUAUUUUGCAGAAUAUAGGUUUAAUUGAAUGAAGCCAUAUUAAUAACUGGAAAAUUUGUGAAUGUCACAGAUUUAAAUAAAUGACCAUUGGGCCUAAUGAAACACCAAACAGUCUGUUUUUAAAAGUUUCUGUUGCCCAGAAGUUUCUUUAUAAAUGUGGCAAUUACAAAUUAAUUGUAGAAGUUUUCAAUAUAUUGUUAUAAAUCAUCUGAGAAUUACCCAAAUAUGGAUUGAAUAUAUCUUAGAAGAAAAACGCUCAGCUUUUCUCUAUGUAUAUAUCAUUUCUCCUUUAAACAGAAGCAUAGCUUCGAAAUACAACAAGGUUUGAGAUUUUUAUAACCAAAUAUAUUUCAAUGUAAAUAUUAACAAAAGGUAUUAGUUUUAUAUACUUAGCCUAUAUUCCCAAAAGCCGACAUUUUGAUAAUUCUUAAAAAUGCAAAGUUAUACUUUCCUCAUUAAAGGUAGGACACAUUUUCCCUUUGCAGUGAAGAAUAUAGAAAGGUUGCUCAAUCUAGAUAAGGACACAUUCUGUCUAGCCCUUAACUGAGGUACAGAAUUUAAAAAUUAAAUGUGAGGUAAAAUAAGUUUAUUUUUUAUAAUAUAUGUCAAUAGUGUUAUAUUAAUUUUAAUAUGAUUACUGACUUGGAUAAUACAUUAUUACCAGCAGUUGUGAAAGAAAUAUUGCUAAAAGAAUCUGGUCUGGGCCUCACAUAAAUAUCUCCUUUUCUGAGUUCUCAAAAUUAUCAGAACAAUAACAAAGAACUUAGGUAAACUUGAGAAUACUUGAUCCAAAAUAAAGUUCACUUAAAUAGUACUAUAAAUAAGUAUCUGGAAUCUGAUUGGCUUAUCAUGAUAUCCCAGUUCUAAUAUAAAUCAUAGCAGAUUAAUUUCCAGUUAACUGGAAGAAACUGUAUUUGCUUACCGGUUUUAUUUUUUUACAAUUAUUCUGUUUUGAAUUAUCUUUUGUAAGUGUUCAGGUACAUUUUAUGAAAUGUAAGUCCUACUGUAAGGUUUAGCACUGGGUGUAAUUAUUUAUUACAAUUUUUAUUGUAACUUUCAUAAAAUGACCUUUUUGAUCACUUUAUUUAUUGACAUUUUAGUAAGGAUUGGAAACACAGAGAUCCAAGUUAUAAACACCCAAUAUAUGAAUAACCCAUAUAUUCAUAAAAAGUCUCUGUCAUCCUAGCUUAUCGCAGUCUAUGGAGUCUAACUCAAGUAUUAGUAAUUUAACUUCAUCAUGAAAAAAUAUUGUUUAUGACAAAUAUAUUGUGAGUUAGAAAAAAAUCAACUUAAAAAUUUGGGUAUAGUACCCAUCUAUAAGUUAGUACUGCUGGAAUUCUUGAUAAGCAAUAAUGAUAUCCAGGGAGAGUGAUUUCACUUAAAAUUUACACUCAGUGGCAGAGAAAGAUGUGUUUCCCCCUCCUUAGGCCCUUUGGAGAAGAAUAGAAACUCAGAUUUCCCUACUCUGAGGCUUUUAAAAAAUGAGAUAAAUGCCACAUUGAUCCAUUACCUUAAUUGGCCAAGUAAAUGCUUCAGGUGUCCAGGAGUAGCUCCUGUAACACUUGCAGAACAAGGGUCAAUAAGAUCAUUGCCUAAGAAGAGCCUUCCCAUUUCCCCUGUUAAAUUCAUAAUGAGAAGCAAAGUUUCAGUACCGUAACUAAUAAAGCAGGGUACAGCUAUAAACUACUGCAUCUUUGCUAUAUAAAACUGUGAUUAACAAUUCUACCUCUUCUGUAUGGCUGUUAUUGUACUCUGAUUCCUUACCUAACAUUGAAUUUGUUUAUCAUCUUCUGCAUAUGUAAUUUGUGCUACUAAUUUUAAACCUAUUAACUUCUUGCCAUAUAAAAAUAAUAAAGGCUUUAUUUGGAAAACAAAGAA
Molecule: messenger RNA, 2992 nt
Organism: Galeopterus variegatus (Sunda flying lemur)
Lineage: Eukaryota; Metazoa; Chordata; Mammalia; Dermoptera; Cynocephalidae
Gene: TMED5
Product: transmembrane emp24 protein transport domain containing 5
Exons: 4
Coding region: 221-910 (229 amino acids)
Biological process (GO): intracellular protein transport; endoplasmic reticulum to Golgi vesicle-mediated transport; Golgi organization
Cellular component (GO): endoplasmic reticulum; endoplasmic reticulum-Golgi intermediate compartment; Golgi apparatus
Source: RefSeq, a predicted model, not a curated record